AUGGCAGGUGGACAUAGUAUUAACAUACCUGGUGUGUUGCUGGAUGAAUUGAAAGGACGUGAUUAUUCAAAUGAUGAUAGAUUUAAUAAUCAACGAAUUCAUCAGAAUAAAAAGAAGAGAAAGAAUGGACCACAGUUAAGCAGAAAAGAAAAAAGAAAGCAAGAAAGAUUGGCUAAAAAGCAUAAAGCUCAAAAGCCAGAUGAAGCAACUUUACCACGUAAAAAUGAGAAAAGUAAAAAUGCAAUUACAAGUAAUAAAAAAGCUGUAAGGUUUGAAAUCGAAAAUAAAAAGGCUAAUAAAAACCCUACUGAAUUAUUAUUUUCAUCUGAUGAUGAAUUGUCUUCAGGAGAUUUUGAUGAAUUUGAGGAUGAUGAUUUAAACGAAGAAGAAUGGGAGCAAUUGAAAGAACUAGAAGGUGAAGAAAGUGAUGCUGAAGUCGCAAGUGACAAAGGAAGUGGUUCGGAAUAUGACAGUGAGGAUUUUGAAGAUUUCGAGGAAGAAGAUAAUGAUUCUGAUGCUGAGGAUGUGGAAUCCGAAAUGACAGCAGAAGAAACCAUGAAUAAACUAAAGGCAUUAAAGGAAAAAAAGUUAAGAAAGUCAGCUAACAGAGAAGAACUCCAGGAAGAAGAAUUAGACUUAGAAUCAGAUUUAGAAUCAGGUUCUGAAAAUUUCUCCGAAGAAAGCAAUUUAGAGUCAGAAGGUGAGACAAUGACUGUGGAAGAAACUAUGGCGGCUUUGAAGGCAAUGAAGGAUAAGAAAAAUAAAAAUUCCAAGGAGGAUAAAACAUCUUCUAAAAAGCAUAGAACUAAAAAAAGUGGUAAAGAAGAUGAUGAAGAAGUUGUAUACCCAUUAACACCGUCUGAACGUGCAAUGAUGGGAAAAGAUGAAAUGGAAAUGCAAUAUUAUGCAAAGAAAUUGAAUUUAAAGGGCAGCUCGAAAAAAAUUCGUGCAAGGGAUGAAUUUGAUGCUAUUGGUGGUUUGCUAGAGGGUUUAGAUUUUUUUGAAAACUUUGGUGAAGGCGAUGAAGAAUACGGUGAUUUUGCAAUUAGCAAUAAAACGGAUAAAUCCUUAGAAUCUGAAACUAGUGAAUCUGAUGUAAGUGAAUCUGACGAGAGUGGAUCCGAUGAAAGUUCGUCAGGUAAUGACAAUGGUAGGGGGGGUCUUGUGACGAAAGAAGGGGAAAAGCUUCCAUUUUCUUCUGAUGAUGAACUUUCUUCAGGAGAUUUUGACGAAUUUGAUGAGAAUGACCUAGAUGAAGAGGAAUGGAAACAAUUAAAAGAAUUAGAAGAUGAAGGACAUGAUAGCUUUGAUUCUGAACUUGAAGAAAGUUCGUCAAAAAAGGAAAAGAAAAAAAAGGCAAAAGAAAACCCAUAUAUUGCUCCGGUGAACAAUUCAUCUGAUGCCUAUAUUCCACCAUCCUUAAGAAAGAAGUCAUUGAAUGAUAAUGCUGAUUCUCAAGUCGUUGCUCAAAUAAGAAAAAUUGUGAAAUCUUCAUUGAAUAAGUUGUCAGAUUCAAAUAUAAUUGUCAUUGUAACCUCAUUAAAUGUCUUAUAUGAUUCAUUCCCUCGUCAAUAUGUUACUGAAGUUAUUUCAGAAGAAAUUUUAUCAAUUGUGAAUCAAAAGGAAAAAUUACUUGAUAGCUUUAUUCUAAAUUAUUCGGCAGUGGCAUACUCUUUAUGGAGAUUACGAGGUAUUGAAGUAGGGGCAUAUUUUAUACAGCAAUUUGUUUCAGUUUUCUUAAGUCACUUUGAGAAUCAAAUGAAUAAGAUAAAGGAUUCUAAUUUAGAGUCAAAGGAUAAUUUGAAUACACCCCAACUUCUUCCUAAGCAUUGUAAUAACAUAAUAACAUUGUUGUCAUACUGUUAUAACUUCGGUUUAAUUACCUGCAAACUUUUGUAUAAUAUUGUUCAUAUGCUUGUUGCCACUCCAAAUGAGUUUACAACAGAGUUGUUAUUAAGGAUUGUAGCUGUUUCAGGUCCUCAAAUCCGUGGUGAUGAUCCAAGUGCCUUAAAAGAUAUACUUUCGGAACUUCUGAGCAACGUUAAAUCUAUCAACAAUCAUGGUCCGCGUUUAAAGUUUCUAUUAGAUACUAUGUCUGACUUAAAAAAUAACAGGCUAAAACCAUCUGUGUUGGCGCCAAGUAACUCACAAGUGAAAAGAAACUUGCAACAAAAUUUAAAAAUAUCAGCCUUUAGUGAACCAAUCCAAGUUUCAUUAGAUGAUAUAAAAAAUAUUGAAACCAAAGGUAAAUGGUGGCUAGUUGGUGCAUCCUGGAAAGGUAAUAUGGAGAGUGCAUUUGAAGAAGCUGAAAGUCAAAAUGACGGUGGUCUUAAAAAUACCAGCAACCUGAAAAUUGUAGAUGAUCUUCUUGAUGAUAUACCUGAUUGGACAGAAGUUAGUAAACAACAGAGAAUGAAUACGGAUGUUCGUCGUGCUAUUUUCAUCAGUAUCAUGUCUGCCCAAGAUUUUAUGGAUGCAUUCACUAAAUUAGAGAAAUUAAACUUGAAGAAUAAGCAAAUGUUGGAAAUUCCAAAAGUUCUCACUCAUUGUUUGUUGACUGAUGGGGCAAAUAAUGGGUAUAAUCCAUACUAUGCGAUUGUUGCAAGUAAAAUCUGUGAACAUCAUCAUCAAUUGUUGAAAACAUUUCAAUUCUUAUUCUGGGAUGUAGUAAAACAACUUGAAGAGGAUGCUGUUGGCGAUAUUCAAACUGAUGCAUUCACAAACUUUGAUGAUGAUGAUCACAGUUUAAGAUUAAAGAAAAUAUCAAGUCAAGGUAAGUUUUUUGGUUCUCUUAUUGCUGAUAAUGUUUUGACACUAAAUUCUUUCAAACAUGUACCAGUAAUUAGUGGGUUGACAGUUGAAGGUGUUUUGUUUGUUGAACAGGUUCUAUACCAAUUUCUCUUAAGUGUUGCAAAGAAAUGUGAAAAGAAGUCAAAAACAAAAACUGGUAACAAGAAAUUUAUCUAUGACACUGAUUUCUUAAGGAAAAUAAUAUCAACUACAAUUAAACCAGAGAACAAGGAUGUCAUUCUAAAGGGAUUAUUGUGGUUUGUCAAAAAUAAAUUAAAAUAUAAUAAAUAUAUUUCUGGUGUGAAAGGAAGCAAAGAUUAUGAAAGAGAGUUGAGAAGAAUGGAAUGGGUGGUUCCUGAAUUUGUUACAAUAGCAACAGAAGAACAAUCUAGUUUAGGAUAA
Messenger RNA from Vanderwaltozyma polyspora DSM 70294, 3192 nucleotides. It is a transcript of the gene SGD1, whose product is annotated as Sgd1p. Gene Ontology annotation, cellular component: nucleolus. NCBI's taxonomy places the organism in Eukaryota, Fungi, Ascomycota, Saccharomycetes, Saccharomycetales, Saccharomycetaceae. The record is from RefSeq and is a predicted model, not a curated record. Bases 1 to 3192 code for a protein of 1063 amino acids. Gene Ontology annotation, biological process: ribosomal small subunit biogenesis. The transcript has a single exon. Gene Ontology annotation, molecular function: RNA binding; protein binding.